UCUUUUUUUUUCAAAUAUGCGUCGUCCAACAAAAUCCAAGAAUUCUGCCUAAAAACUCUUUCGACUUCUUCUCCAUAAAACAAGAUUAAUCUUUUUCUUUGUCUCUCUCGGUUCUAAAAGGGUAGUUUUCUUCGCUCUUAGCUGGUUCUUGGACGCGAAUUCCCAAGUGGGUUUGGUUUGGUGCCCAAGAAAAUGUCGACCCAGAACCGCCGUUCGUCGUUUUCGUCGUCGACGACGUCGUCGUUGGCCAAACGACACGCUUCUUCGUCGUCGUCGGAGAACGUGGGGAAUAAUAACAGUAAGGCCACAGCUGUGCCGCCGCAUUUGGCGAAGAAGCGGGCGCCUCUCGGCAACAUCACUAAUCGGAGUAAUGCCGUCUCUCAAAACGCCUCACGGACCGCCGUUCCACCUUCCACUUUGGUACCAUGUGCAACAACUAAGAUUGCCAAAGUGAAAAAGGGUCCUCUGGCCUGCACUAGUACUAAUUCGUCCUUGAAUGUCAAAACAAAUAUAAUUGUUCCUUCUAAGGUGACUUCUUCUCUCCCAAGAAGUGAUGAAACUCUGCCUAGAACGGUUGCUGUUCCUGCCCCGUGCAGCAUGGACAUGUCUCCGAGUAAGUCUGAUGAUGUCUCGGUUUCCUUGGAUGAGACGAUGUCUACUUGUGAUUCCUUCAAGUCUCCGGAAGUUGAAUAUGUUGACAAUAAUGAUGCCCCGGCAGUUGAUUCUAUCAACCGCAAGACAUUCAGCAACCUAUAUAUUUCAGAUCAUUCAGAAACAACAGGGAAUGUCUGCAGUAGAGAUGUAUUAGUGGAAAUGGAAGUAGAUGAUAAAGUUGUUGAUGUUGAUAACGAUUACACGGACCCUCAACUUUGUGCAACCAUUGCUUGUGAUAUUUACCAGCAUUUGCGUGCAUCUGAGGUAAAGAAAAGGCCUUCUACAGAUUUCAUGGAGAAAACUCAGAAAGACGUGAAUCCAAGCAUGCGGGCAAUUCUAAUUGAUUGGCUUGUGGAGGUGGCUGAAGAGUACAGGCUUGUACCUGAUACAUUGUACUUGACCGUGAAUUACAUCGACCGAUAUCUCUCUGGGAAUGUGAUGAAUAGGCAACGGUUACAGUUGCUUGGUGUAGCCUGCAUGAUGAUUGCAUCAAAAUACGAGGAGAUUUGCGCACCCCAGGUCGAAGAAUUUUGUUACAUAACUGAUAACACCUAUUUCAAGGAAGAGGUUUUGCAAAUGGAAUCCUCUGUUUUGAAUUACUUGAAGUUUGAAUUGACAGCCCCAACAACCAAAUGUUUCUUAAGGAGAUUUGUCCGAGCUGCUCAAGGGAUCAAUGAGGUCCCAUCAAUGCAGUUGGAGUGCUUGGCUAACUACCUUGCAGAACUAUCUCUUCUAGAGUACAGUAUGCUUUGUUACGCUCCGUCGCUUAUUGCAGCUUCAGCAAUUUUCUUGGCCAAUUUUAUUCUUCUCCCCUCAAAGCGGCCUUGGAAUUCCACCUUGCAACACUACACAUUAUACAGGCCAGCAGAUUUGUGUAAGUGUGUCAAGGAUCUCCAUCGCCUAUGCUCUAACAACCACAAUUCAAGUUUACCUGCUAUCAGGGAGAAAUACAGCCAACAUAAGUACAAGUAUGUGGCGAAGAAGUACGUCCCUCCUAUGAUCCCUCCAGAGUUUUUCCACAAUUGAAGAAAGCAAUGCCACAAUGGAUACUUAAGUUGGUACACCAACCACAAUGGGCAUUACUUUUGUAAUUCUGAUUGGUGGCUGGUUCUGAUUCCAUGCAAUAGAAAUGGAAUUCAAUUUUCUACUAAAUUGUACAUUUUUGUUUUCCUUUUUC
Molecule: messenger RNA, 1831 nt
Organism: Morus notabilis
Lineage: Eukaryota; Viridiplantae; Streptophyta; Magnoliopsida; Rosales; Moraceae
Product: cyclin-A1-1
Exons: 10
Coding region: 193-1680 (495 amino acids)
Biological process (GO): mitotic cell cycle phase transition; regulation of cyclin-dependent protein serine/threonine kinase activity
Cellular component (GO): cytoplasm; nucleus; cyclin-dependent protein kinase holoenzyme complex
Molecular function (GO): cyclin-dependent protein serine/threonine kinase regulator activity
Source: RefSeq, a predicted model, not a curated record